AUGGUGAUCCAUGCUCCGCAGCAAGAAGAGGUUUCCAGCCUGGAGUCAAUGGCAGAGAAGCUGAAAGAUCCAGGAUUCAUUGUAUUCGCUGUGUGCGUCCUGGUGACCUCCCUUGUGCUUAUCUUUGUGGCUGGACCACGUUACGGACAGAGCGAUGUCCUGGUUUAUGUUUUGGUCUGCUCCACCAUCAGCUCGCUUUCAGUGUCCUGUGUAAAAAGCUUGGGGGUUGCCCUGAAAGAACUGUUUCCUGGGAAGCCAGUCCUGAAGGAAGCACUGGGCUGGGUGCUCCUCGUGUGCCUGGUGAUCUGCAUCAGCAUCCAACUGAACAAAGCCCUGGACAUCUUCAACACACCUGCGGCCAUGCCCGUUUACUUCGUGCUGUUCAGCCCAGCAGUCAUGAUGUGCUCUGCCACCCUCUUCAAGGAGCAGCAGCACGUGGCGCUGGACACCACCACCACCAGCUUCCCCACCAUCGCGUCCGGCAUCCUCCUCCUGCCCGCCCGCAGGGACAUGCCCUUCGCGCCCCGGCUCCUGCAGCAAGGCACGGAGCCGCAGCCCGCACGGGGGAGCGCGGGCGGACACCAGUCACAUCAGCACCAGCCUCUCUGUCCAGAGGACCAAGGCUCUCAGAGCGCAGAGGAGGAAGGUGGGAGCGUGUGAGGAAGCCCCUGCACGGCGAGCUGUGUGCUCGCACUGCUCAGCAGCCCCACUGCCAGGCUGAACGUGCUCCGCUGCCGCCAGCUGCUGCUGCGCUGGCAGGAGUUGGCAGUUACCGUCUACCUGCGCCAGGCAGAUGUGCGGCCUGUCGCUGCCACGGGACGCUGCCGUCCCUGUCACUGGAGCGCUGGGCCUGCCCAG
Messenger RNA from Columba livia (rock pigeon), 858 nucleotides. RefSeq names its product magnesium transporter NIPA2-like. The record is from RefSeq and is a predicted model, not a curated record. Gene Ontology annotation, cellular component: membrane. Lineage: Eukaryota; Metazoa; Chordata; Aves; Columbiformes; Columbidae. Gene Ontology annotation, biological process: magnesium ion transport. Gene Ontology annotation, molecular function: magnesium ion transmembrane transporter activity.